AUGGGUCAGUCACGACGCCCCGCUGGGGGAGAGAAGAAGAGCCGCUUCGGUCGCUCAAAAGCAGUGGCCGAUGUGGGCGAUGGCCGACAGGCGGGGGGCAAGCCGCAAGUCAAGAAGGCCACCUUUGAGAGCAGCAAGAAGAAGGAGAUCGGUGUCUCAGAUCUUACCCUCCUCAGCAAGAUUUCCAACGAGGCCAUUAACGACAACCUGAAGCUCCGGUUCGAACAUGACGAGAUUUAUACCUAUAUCGGCCAUGUGUUGGUCUCCGUGAACCCCUUCCGAGACUUGGGCAUCUACACCGACAGUGUCCUCGAUUCCUACCGCGGCAAGAACCGCCUCGAAGUCCCCCCUCAUGUAUUCGGAGUCGCCGAAUCCGCAUACUACAACAUGAAGUCCUACAAGGACAACCAAUGUGUAAUCAUUUCAGGAGAGUCCGGUGCCGGAAAGACGGAGGCAGCCAAGCGGAUCAUGCAAUACAUCGCAAGUGUGUCCGGCGGCAACGAUUCGUCCAUUCAACAGACCAAGGAGAUGGUGCUGGCAACCAAUCCGUUGCUGGAGUCAUUCGGUAAUGCGAAGACCCUCCGCAACAACAACUCAUCGCGAUUCGGAAAGUACCUGGAGUUGGAAUUCAACGCCAAUGGUGAACCGGUGGGAGCUAACAUCACAAACUACCUGCUGGAGAAGUCACGAGUCGUGGGCCAAAUUACGAACGAGCGAAACUUCCACAUUUUCUACCAACUCACAAAGGGUGCCCCACAAAAGUACCGCGACAGCUUCGGCCUACAGCAACCACAGUCCUACCUCUAUACCAGCCGUUCCAAGUGUUUCGAUGUGCCGGGAAUUGACGAUGUUGCCGAGUUCAAGGAUACACUGGACGCGAUGGGGGUGAUUGGAAUGAGCGACGCCGAGCAGGAUAACGUCUUCCGCAUGUUGGCCGCCAUCCUGUGGAUCGGAAACGUGCAGUUCAGCGAGGAUGAUUCAGGCAAUGCUAUGAUCAGCGAUCAAUCGGUCGUUGACUUCGUUGCCUACUUGCUGGAGGUUGACGCUGCGCAAGUGAACAAGGCCCUUACGAUCCGUCUCAUGGAGACUGCGCGUGGAGGACGCAGAGGAUCUGUCUAUGAAGUGCCUUUGAACAGAACGCAAGCAUCGGCCGUCCGAGAUGCGUUGUCCAAGGGGAUCUACUUCAACCUGUUUGACUGGAUCGUUGAGCGUGUCAAUCAAUCGCUCACCGCACGUGGAUCCAUCACGAACUCGAUCGGUAUUCUGGAUAUCUACGGAUUUGAGAUCUUUGAGAAGAACUCAUUCGAGCAACUUUGCAUCAACUACGUCAACGAGAAGCUGCAGCAGAUCUUCAUUCAACUGACUCUCAAGGCAGAGCAAGAUGAAUAUGCCCGUGAACAAAUCAAGUGGACCCCUAUUCAGUACUUUGACAACAAGGUCGUGUGCUCGUUGAUCGAGGACAAGCGUCCUCCUGGUGUUUUUGCUGCGCUGAACGACGCUUGUGCGACUGCCCACGCCGAUCCCGGUGCUGCUGACCAGACUUUCGUCGGCAGACUCAACUUCUUGUCUCAGAAUCCCAACUUCGAGGGCCGCCAAGGCCAAUUCAUCAUCAAGCACUACGCCGGUGAUGUGAGCUACGCUGUUGAGGGAAUGACCGAUAAGAACAAGGACCAGCUAUUGAAGGAUUUGCUGAACCUUGCUCAAUCUAGCAGCAACCCAUUCGUCCACACGCUGUUCCCCAACCAGGUGAACCAAGAUGACAAGCGUCGCCCGCCUACCGCGGGUGACAAGAUCAAGGCAUCUGCCAACGACCUGGUGGCUACACUCAUGAAGGCACAACCCUCUUACAUCCGCACGAUCAAGCCCAACGACAACAAGGCCCCUAGGGAGUACAACCACAGCAAUGUUCUGCACCAGAUCAAGUACCUUGGUCUACAAGAGAACGUUCGCAUUCGACGUGCCGGUUUCGCCUAUCGUCAGACCUUUGACAAGUUCACUGAGCGAUUCUACCUCCUUUCUCCCAAGACUUCUUACGCCGGUGACUACACAUGGACUGGUGACGUGGAAUCAGGCGCCAAGCAAAUCCUGAAGGACACCCGCAUUCCCACAGAGGAAUACCAGAUGGGUAUCACCAAGGUCUUCGUCAAGACCCCCGAGACGCUGUUUGCCCUGGAAGCCAUGCGAGACAAGUACUGGCACAACAUGGCCAUUCGUAUCCAACGUGCCUGGCGAAACUACCUCCGGUAUCGCAUUGAGUGUGCGAUCCGCAUCCAGCGCUUCUGGCGUCGCAUGACCGGUGGACUCGAGUUCAUCAAGGUUCGUGAUGAAGGUCACAAAUUGCUCCAGGGUCGCAAGGAAAGGCGCAGAAUGAGUUUGCUCGGUUCUCGUCGUUUCUUGGGUGACUAUCUCGGCGUUGGAAACUCCGGUGGUCCUGGUGAGAUGAUCCGCAAUGGUGCAGGCAUUAGUAGCUCAGAGGACAUUGUAUUCUCCUGUCGUGCGGAAGUACUGGUCUCCAAAUUCGGUCGUUCCAGUAAGCCGGAGCCCCGGAUUCUUGUGUUGACCAGCCGCCAUGUCUACAUCAUUUCACAAAGCAUCGUCAACAACCAGCUUGCCAUUUCGGCAGAGCGGACCAUUCCUGUUGGGGCUAUUAAGUCUGUCAGCACCUCGACCCUCAAGGAUGACUGGUUCUCACUUGUUGUCGGAGCCCAAGAGCCCGAUCCCCUGGUCAACUGUGUCUUCAAGACUGAAUUCUUCACCCAUCUCUCUACCGUCCUACGUGGUUCUCUCAACCUGAAGAUUGCAGAGACCAUUGAAUACAACAAAAAGCCUGGCAAGCUGGCAACAGUCAAGGCAGUCAAGGAUCCAGCUGCCGGCAAUGUCGACAGCUACAAAAGUAGCACAAUCCAUACCAGUGCCGGUGAGCCUCCCAGCUCUGUCUCGAAGCCUACUCCUCGGCCGAAGCCCGUUGCUGCACGGCCCGUCACAAAGGGCAAGCUCCUCCGACCCGGUGGCCCAGGUGGGGGUCCCUCGAAGCUCUCUCAGGCUGCUCGCAGACCUGUGCCCGCCGCGCAACCGCUUCCUCGGUCGACCCCACAGCCUGCUGCGGCACCCCAACCCGCCGCGCAGCCUCGGAUUGUGCCUCAGCCUGUCGCUGCCGUUGCGGCAGCCCACUCUCGUAACGAGUCUACCGGCUCCGUGAGAGCUCCUCCACCUCCUCCCCCCUCGGCACCCCCGGCGGCCCAGAAACCCACUGCGAAGGUCAAGUAUGACUUCAACAGCGACCGAGAUAAUGAGCUUUCUAUCCGCACGGGCGAAGUUGUUCAGAUUAUGUCCAAGGAAGGAAAUGGAUGGUGGUUGUGCAUGAACACGACAACCUCGAUUCAAGGAUGGACUCCCGAGGCCUACCUCGAGGAGGUCAUCGCAGCUCCCACGCCUAGGCCCGCACCUCCCCCUCCCCCCGCAGCACCCCGCGCAACCCCAAGCCCCGUACCUAACGGAGCUGGAGCUGCCGCCGCUGCAAAGACCAAGCCCGCUCCGCCUGCUCCUCCCGCCAAGCGACCCAACAUGGCCGGUCGCAAACCCGCACCCCCGCCUGCUCCUCGUGACAGCGCCGUGAGCAUGAACUCCGGCGACUCAUCCGGAGCCAGCGGUCGCGGUACCCCGAACAGUGCAUCGAACGCUAGCCUUGCGGGUGGCUUGGCCGAAGCACUGCGCGCCCGACAGAGUGCGAUGCAAGGCAAACAUGAUGACGAUGACGAGUGGUAG
Messenger RNA from Penicillium olsonii, 3765 nucleotides. NCBI's taxonomy places the organism in Eukaryota, Fungi, Ascomycota, Eurotiomycetes, Eurotiales, Aspergillaceae. The record is from the annotation of a GenBank genome assembly.